AUACCAAAAGCCGAAGCUAUCGCAAUAGAGUAUCCUGGUUUUGUUCAAGAUACUAACAAGGCGCUGCGUACACUUGGCGGACUCGACAGCAUAGCAAUCGCAGUUGGCACAAAGCACUACCUGAAGCUUAAGCUCCGUCCUGAAGACCGGACGAGUCAUCCUCUUUACGGCGAAAGGCAUGAGCAGACACGCCUUCUGCUGCGUAUUUCGCGGCCGAAG
Molecule: messenger RNA, 219 nt
Organism: Volvox carteri f. nagariensis
Lineage: Eukaryota; Viridiplantae; Chlorophyta; Chlorophyceae; Chlamydomonadales; Volvocaceae
Exons: 1
Biological process (GO): transcription initiation at RNA polymerase III promoter
Cellular component (GO): transcription factor TFIIIC complex
Source: RefSeq, a predicted model, not a curated record